CGCACAGAGCGUAAUAAAUGUAUAAAUAGGGCUAAGUGGUCCCCAAAACUGAUCAGAGAUUAUUUUCGGCAUUGCGUCGACCACUUGUAUAUUCAAAUCCAAGCGGCUGUUCUUGAAGACUUUUGAAAAAGGACAUAACAUGCAGUUCAAAUCCCUCGCGCUACUGAUUUUUGCAGCAGGUUCGGUGAUGGGUCAAUUAGGAAUAUCACAACUUCACCAUCAACACCUAUUCGAUGCUAGUCCUCCUAGCUCGAUGGCUAAAUAUGCUCACCAACUCGUCCGACUGAACUUCCCGAAACAGCUGGGCAUUGAAUUGCCCAGCAUCGAAUUGGACCUUGUCAAGCUUGCCCGUUCGCAGUCCACAAAAAAGACCGUAGCAGCCAAAGUUCUAGGUCACUUUAAAGGAAAGCACGAUUUCAACGACCCGAAUAGAAUGGCCAAAGUCCUCGAAAAUGAGACAGACAAAACUGGUAAGGACAAGACCCUCGGCUUCCAGACAUCCGCAGGUUUGAACCCGUUCCGGAUCAGAGAACAUUCUCCAGCACAAAAGAAAAUCAAAUUUAGGGAAUACUCUAGCGUUGAUGAGAACGAAGAAACUGUCCCUGUGAUGAUGGAGAAGAACGAACGUGGUCCUCAGCCUCAAUUUCCCGGUGAGUCCCAGCAGCAGCAGGCCAGGGCCGCAGUUCCAGCAACCGCAGGCGCCGAGGGUGAUCCCUCAAGAAGCGCUAAUUACCCAAUUUUUUAUCUUGUCGCAGCAUCGUUUUGCUUCUUCUUCUCUGGCUAACAAUACAGAAUCUUGGCAGUCCGUAAA
Messenger RNA from Daphnia magna, 811 nucleotides. RefSeq lists its product as uncharacterized. The transcript is spliced from 4 exons. Bases 140 to 784 code for a protein of 214 amino acids. Lineage: Eukaryota; Metazoa; Arthropoda; Branchiopoda; Diplostraca; Daphniidae. The record is from RefSeq and is a predicted model, not a curated record.